Messenger RNA from Miscanthus lutarioriparius, 8982 nucleotides. The record is from the annotation of a GenBank genome assembly. Lineage: Eukaryota; Viridiplantae; Streptophyta; Magnoliopsida; Poales; Poaceae.
AUGACUGGAGAAGGGACAUCAAGCUCUGGAUCCGGCGUCAAGGAAAGUUCGCUGGUUUGGCCCAUGCUGGAUCGAGCGAACUACGCCGAGUGGGUGAUGAUCAUGCAGUGCAAUCUGGAGGCGUUGGAGAUCUGGCAUGCGAUCGAUCCAGGCACCAACGUGAAGCGCGCGCAUGAUCAUCAGGCCAUGGCGGCGCUCCUGCGUUCUGUGCCGCGCGACAUGUGGCAGAUGCUGGGGCGGAAGAAGACGGUCAAGGAGGUGAAGGCCCAGAGGCUCUUGCGCGAGUUCGAGAACAUCGCCUUCAAGGAGGCCGAAUCAAUUGAUGAAUUCAGCAUGAGGAUCUCAAAUCUUGCCGCAGAACUCAAGACCAUGGGGGAGAUAGUGGAGGAUUCGUGCGUGAUCAAGAAGUUUCUGCGCGUGGUUCCUUCACGUUUCAGCCCGGUGGUCGUCUCAAUCGAGAUGUUCUGCGACAUGAAGAAAAUGACUGUGGAGGAGCUAGUGGGGCGGUUGCACGUGGCGGAGGAACGUCUCGACGACAAGGUUGAGCACAUCGUCGACAAGAUGGGCCAUCUCAUGCUGGCCGAGGAGGACUGGCUGGAGAAGCAUAAGCACCACUUCAUCCAGGGCCCCAAAGACGGCGGCAGCGGCUCCAGCGGUGGCGCAUCUAGUGGCGGCCACGGCGGUCAUGGCAGCCGUAGUGGUCACCACAAAGGCAAGGCGGCAGCGCACUCUGAUGGUGGCCAAGAUUGCAAGCGCCCGAAGAAAGAAAAGAAGAGGGAGCAGAAGCAGCCGGAGGUGAACGUUGCCGUCGGUGGAGCAGAGCCUGGAGCGCUCAUGUUGGCGGCGUGUGACGUUGAUGUUGUGCGCCGGCCAACACAGACCGUGCACCUGUCGGAGGAGGUGACCCCGAUGCUUGUUCCAGAGGGCGUGUGGGUGCUGGACACUGGGGCCAGCAAUCACAUGACUGGCACCAGGUCAACACUCACGCAGCUUGAUGAAGGCGUGUGCGGAACAGUGCGUUUCGGCGAUGGCUCCAGUGUCAACAUCGAGGGCAUUGGAUCCAUGGUGAUGGAGGAUCGCCAGUCUACUCAUAAGGUACUGACCAAGGUUUAUUACAUCCCCAAACUCAAAAGUAACAUCAUCAGUCUUGGUCAGUUAGAAGAAAAGGGUUUUGUGGUAACCAUGGGGAAUGGGAAGCUAUAUAGCAAGCAAAUUGCUACAUUCAAGCAACAGAUGAAGGGAAGUUUCAAUAUGAGUGAUCUUGGCUUACUCAGCUACUAUCUAGGGCUGGAAGUGAAGCAGAAGCCAGGAGAAAUCAAGAUCUGUCAAAGUGCUUAUGCUCAGAAAAUUGUUGGGAUGGCUGGGAUGAAAGGAUGUAACCCAGUAGACACUCCAAUGGAACAGCACAUCAAGCUGUUGCCUGGCAAGCCUGAGCUAGUGUCAAAUGCAACAAAAUUCAGAAGUAUUGUGGGCAGUCUCAGAUAUUUGGUGAACUCAAGGCCUGACUUGGCUUUCUCUGUUGGAAUGGUGAGCAGGUUUAUGGAGUCACCAAACUCUGAGCAUUGGGCAGCAAUCAAAAGGAUCAUCAGAUAUGUUGCAGGAACCACAGAGCUUGGCUACAAGUUUUCAUUGAUCAUCGUAAAGAAUGAGAAAAUUUUAGAGACAGCAGGUGGCUUGAAUGGAAUCGAGGUCGAGGAUGGUCACGUGAGCUACUGCAGGCCUCCAACUAAACGCCUUGCCACCACCAACCUCCAGACCAGUGCAAUGAAUCCACCGCACCCAGAUCUGAAGCAAGUCUGUGAUCUGCCAUGGGACCGGCUCGACGAGCAGGUCAAGGUUUGGGCGCGCCAGGUCAGGGAGGCAUCUUACGACAUGGAGGAUGUCCUCGACACUUUCCUUGCGCGCGUCGAUGCCGCCGACCCCAGCAGGCUGAAACGCACCAUGAAGAAGAUGGGUAAAGUGUUCGGCAAGGCCAAGGCUCGUCGCAAUAUUGCUGGUGCCAUCGAAGACAUCAAGAAGCAUCUCGAGGAGGUAGCCGAAAGGCGUCAGAAGUACAAACUUGAUGACAUUAUGUGCAAGCCACUCGCAAGAACGUCAACUAUUGAUCCUCGCCUUAAAGUUAUGUACAAACAAGUGACGCAACUUAUUGGCGUCGACAAGUCAAGGGAUGAGCUCGUAUCCAUGCUGAUGACGUUGCAACCAGAUGAUGGUACCUCGAACCAGGAGAUGAAGAAGGUUUCCAAUGUUGGAGGAUUAGGAAAAUCCACCCUUGCCAAGGCGGUGUAUGAGAAGCUUAAGUCACAGUAUGACUGCGGGGCUUUCAUUUCAAUUGGUCGGGAUUAUGACUUGGUAAAAGUUUUCAUGGAUAUUCUCUUUCAUCUUGACGGUGAAAAGCAUAAGGACAUUCACAAUACUCGAAGAGGCCUCAAGCUCCGCAUUCACCAACUUCGAGAAUUCCUGAAGAAAAAGAGUUUGUUGGCCGGUAAACCAGAGUGUGAAUGGUCAAUGGUCUACAACUCUGUUGGUUUGGACACUGAAGAGAUAAGAAGCAUGAGUGUGGUGACGGGGGCGCUGGGAAGCCUCGCCCCCAAGCUUCUUCAGCUGCUCCAUGGUGAGUACAAGCUCCAGAAGGGUGUGAGGAAGCAAGUGGAGUCGCUCUCCCGCGAGCUGGACAGCAUCUACCCUUUCCUCCACAAGGUCUCAGAUGUGCCAUGGGACCAGCUCGACGAGCAGGUCAAGUUGUGGGCGCGCGAGAUCAGGGAGGCAUCCUACGACAUGGAGGAUGUCCUCGACACCUUCCUCGUUCGCGUCGACGGCGGAAAGACCAACGCCGACUCCAGCAGCCUCAAACUUGCCAUGACGAAGCUGGGUGAGCUGUUCAGCAAGGUCAAGGCUCGCCGUGAUAUUGCAGCAAAGAUCAAGGAAAUAACAAAGCGUCUCGAGGAGGUAGCCAACAAUCGUCAGAAAUACAAAGUUGAUGAGAUUAUGUGCAAGCCACUCGCAGCAACGUCAACUAUUGAUCCUCGCCUUAAAGCUAUGUACAAAGAAGUGACACAACUCAUUGGUGUCGACAAGUCAAGAGAAGAGCUCGUAUCCUUGCUUAAUACAUCCCAACCAGAUCUUGUUGUCUCCGAUAAGAAGAUGAAGAAGGUUUCAAUUGUGGGAGUUGGAGGAUUGGGUAAAACCACUCUAGCCAGAGUGGUGUAUGACAAGCUUAAACCACAAUACGACUGCGGGGCUUUCAUAUCAAUCGGUCGGGAUCAUGACUUGGUAAAAGUUUUUAAGGAUAUUCUCUUUCAUCUUGACAGUGAAAACCAUAAGGACAUUCACAACACUGAGAGAGGCAUCGAGCUCCUCAUUCACCAACUCCGAGAAUUUCUGAAGAAAAAGAGGUAUUUUAUUGUUAUUGAUGAUGUAUGGGAGGUACACACCUGGGAAGCAAUCGAACUAGCACUUGUUGAGAAUAAUCAUGGAAGUAAAGUAAUCACAACUACUCGAAAUGUUGAUGUUGCCAAAGCAUUUGGGGAGGUUUACAAGCUGAAACAACUUUCCUAUGAUGACACCAUGAAAUUAUUUUAUACAAGGUUAUCUAGAGCAGACCGAAAGUUCCUUCAUAACCAUCCAGAUGACAUUUCUGAGAAAAUUCUAAAGAAAUGUGCUGGUAUACCUUUAGCAAUCAUCACAAUGGCUAGUUUGUUGGCUGGUAAACCAGAAUGCGAAUGGUCAAUGGUCUACAACUCUAUUGGUUUUCAUACUACAGAUAACAGGGAAGCUGAAGAUACUAUGACAAUACUUUCAUUUAGCUACUAUGAUCUGCCUCCACAUUUGAGGACAUGCUUACUAUAUCUAAGUACAUAUCCAGAAGAUUAUGAGAUCGAAAAUGAUUCUUUGAUAUGGAAGUGGAUAGCUGAAGGAUUUAUUGAUGGGAAACAGGGAACAAGAUUAUUUGAGCUUGGAGAAAGAUACUUCAAUGAUCUCAUUAAUAGAAGCUUGAUCCAGCCAGUGGAGAGCAUGUGGAAUGGCAGAGUAGAAAGCUGUUGUGUUCAUGAUAUGGUUCUUGAUCUGAUGCGUAAGCUUUCAUCUGAUGAAAACUUUAUUGCUAUAUUAGGUGAUAAUGUUGAAGAAACACCUGCACCAAGCAGUGUCCGCCGGUUAGCCAACCAAAACAGAAUAGCCGAGCACAUUAAUUCUGAAACAAUGGUUACUGGGUUGCCAAAAGUGAGGUCAUAUACCGCAUUCAAGUGUUUUAUUGAUAGCCGGGACCAGUUUUUGAGAUUUAAACUUUUGCGCGUGUUGGACAUAGUAGACUGCAGCGUUGAGAAAGGUUGCCCCCUUGAGCAUCUUGGUGAUUUACUUCACUUGAGGUACCUUAGGAUAAGAUUCAACGGUACUUCCCCUGAGCUCCCCAUACAACUAGGGAAUCUAAAGUUACUGCAAACACUCAAUGUGGGCGGAACGUUGCCAGCUUGCAUUGUGCAACUAAAAGAUCUGGUCCGGCUAUGUGCUGACAACAAGGUACCGGAUGGGAUUGGGAAGCUGGUUUCCCUGGAGGAGCUAAGAAUAAUGAAUGGUUGCAGUGAUAAGCCCAAGAGAUUUUUCAAGGAGCUUGCCAGCCUGCGAGAACUGAGGGUGCUUGAAUUUGCCACUUAUGAUGGGGUGGACGAGAGCAUGCAUGGAGAUUUUGUGGAGUCUCUAAGCAAUAUGCAAACGCUCCAGUUUAUAGAUGUGUACCAUUUACCUUGGCUUGCGGAUACAGCCAUGUGGGAAGCAGCAGGCUUUGUGCUCCCACGACCUCUCCAUUAUUUGGGAUGGCAGUUAAUUAGAUUGUCCAAAUUGCCGUCAUGCAUUAAUCCCACACGUCUUCCCAACCUGGCCCACUUGGAGCUGUUUGUGAUUACUAUGGAUGAGCAGGAUCUGAAACUCCUAGCUAGGUUACCGGCGCUCCGUUAUCUCGACCUGACAACAUGGUCCACGGUAACAGCAAGCAAUAUUAACUCCAGUGAUCGCAGCUUCUUCCACAAGUUGACGCACUUCCGUACCAAUGCAAUGGUGCAGUUUGAGCAGGCCAACGAGGAGGGCACUAGCGUUUCAUUGCAUAUGUGGAAUGGAGAGGAUGCUAUGCCCUUUGCCUCUAGAAAAAGCAAUGAUUCCAGAAAAGUUGUACCCUCUGGCGUGAUGCCAAAUCAAUGCACUGUAUAUUUAAGCUCCAACAUUAUUACUAACCAAUGGUUCUUCCACUUUGGUGUGGAUAGGUAUUUUAUUGUUAUUGAUGAUGUAUGGGAGGUACGCACCUGGGAAGCAAUCGAACUAGCACUUGUUGAGAAUAAUCAUGGAAGUAAAGUAAUCACAACUACUCGAAAUGUUGAUGUUGCCAAAGCAUUUGGGGAGGUUUACAAGCUGAAACAACUUUCCUAUGAUGACACCAUGAAAUUAUUUUAUACAAGGUUAUCUAGAGCAGACCGAAAGUUCCUUCAUAACCAUCCAGAUGACAUUUCUGAGAAAAUUCUAAAGAAAUGUGCUGGUAUACCAUUAGCAAUCAUCACAAUGGCUAGUUUGUUGUCUGGUAAACCAGAAUGCAAAUGGUCAAUGGUCUACAACUCUAUUUGUUUUCAUACUACAGAUAACAGGGAAGCUGAAGAUACUAUGACAAUACUUUCAUUUAGCUACUAUGAUCUGCCUCCACAUUUGAGGACAUGCUUACUAUAUCUAAGUACAUAUCCAGAAGAUUAUGAGAUCGAAAAUGAUUCUUUGAUAUGGAAGUGGAUAGCUGAAGGAUUUAUUGAUGGGAAACAGGGAACAAGAUUAUUUGAGCUUGGAGAAAGAUAUUUCAAUGAUCUCAUUAAUAGAAGCUUGAUCCAACCUGUGGAGAGCAAGUGGAAUGGCAGAGUAGAAUACUGUCGUGUUCAUGAUAUGGUUCUUGAUCUGAUGCGUAAGCUUUCAUCUGAUGAAAACUUUAUUACUAUAUUAGGUGACAAUGUUGAAGGAGCACCAGCACCAAGCAAUGUCCGCCAGUUAGCCCACCAAAACAGAAUAGCCAAGCACAUUAAUUCUGAAACAAUGGUUACUGGGAUGCCAAAAGUGAGGUCAUAUACCACAUUCAAGUGUUUUAUUGAUAGCCGGGACCAAUUUUUGAGAUUUAAACUUUUGCGCGUGCUGGACAUAGUAGAUUGCAGCUUUGAGAAAGGUUGCCACCUUGAGCAUCUUGGUGAUUUACUUCACUUGAGGUACCUUAGUCUAAGAUUCUACGGUAGUUCCCCUGAGCUCCCCAUACAACUAGGGAAUCUAAAGUUACUGCAAACACUCAAUGUGGGCGGAACGUUGCCAGCUUGCAUUGUGCAACUAAAAGAUCUGGUCCGGCUAUGUGCUCAAGAAAAGGUACCGGAUGGCAUUGGGAAGCUGGUUUCCCUGGAGGAGCUAAUAAUAUUAAAUGGUUGCAGUGAUAAGCCCAAGAGAUUUUUCAAGGAGCUUGCCAGCCUUCGAGAACUGAGGGUGCUUGCAUUUGCCACUUAUGAUGGGGCGGACGAGAGCAUGCAGAGAGAUUUCGUGGAGUCUCUAAGCAAUCUGCAAAAGCUCCAGUAUAUACAAGUGCACGGUUCACCUUGGCACGCGGAUACAGCCAUGUGGGAAGCAGCAGGCUUUGUGCUCCCACGACCUCUCCAUUAUUUGGUAUGGCCUGCAAUUAGAUUGUCCAAAUUGCCGUCAUGCAUUAAUCCCACACGUCUUCCCAACCUGGCCCACUUGGAGCUGUUUGUGAUUACUAUGGAUGAGCAGGAUCUGAAACUCCUAGCUAGGUUACCGGCGCUCCGUUAUCUCAACCUGACAACAGAGUCCACGGUAACAGCAAGCAAUAUUAACUCCAGUGAUCGCAGCUUCUUCCACAAGUUGACGCACUUCCGUACCAAUGCAAUGGUGCAGUUUGAGCAGGCCAACGAGGAGGGCACUAGCGUUUCAUUGCAUAUGUGGAAUGGAGAGGAUGCUAUGCCCUUUGCCUCUAGAAAAAGCAAUGAUUCCAGAAAAGUUGUACCCUCUGGCGUGAUGCCAAAUCAAUGCACUGUACGCACCUGGGAAGCAAUCGAACUAGCACUUGUUGAGAAUAAUCAUGGAAGUAAAGUAAUCACAACUACUCGAAAUGUUGAUGUUGCGAAAGCAUCUGGUGAGGUUUACAAGCUGAAACAACUUUCCUAUGAUGACUCCAUGAAAUUAUUUUAUACAAGGUUAUCUAGGGCAGACCGAAAGUUCCUUGAUAACCAUCCAGAUGACAUUUCUGAGAAAAUUCUAAAGAAAUGUGCUGGUAUACCAUUAGCAAUCAUCACAAUGGCUAGUUUGUUGUCUGGUAAACCAGAAUGCAAAUGGUCAAUGGUCUACAACUCUAUUUGUUUUCAUACUACAGAUAACAGGGAAGCUGAAGAUACUAUGACAAUACUUUCAUUUAGCUACUAUGAUCUGCCUCCACAUUUGAGGACAUGCUUACUAUAUCUAAGUACAUAUCCAGAAGAUUAUGAGAUCGAAAAGGAUUCUGUGAUAUGGAAGUGGAUAGCUGAAGGAUUUAUUGAUGGGAAACAGGGAACAAGAUUAUUUGAGCUUGGAGAAAGAUAUUUCAAUGAUCUCAUUAAUAGAAGCUUGAUCCAACCUGUGGAGAGCAAGUGGAAUGGCAGAGUAGAAUACUGUCGUGUUCAUGAUAUGGUUCUUGAUCUGAUGCGUAAGCUUUCAUCUGAUGAAAACUUUAUUACUAUAUUAGGUGACAAUGUUGAAGGAGCACCAGCACCAAGCAAUGUCCGCCAGUUAGCCCACCAAAACAGAAUAGCCAAGCACAUUAAUUCUGAAACAAUGGUUACUGGGAUGCCAAAAGUGAGGUCAUAUACCACAUUCAAGUGUUUUAUUGAUAGCCGGGACCAAUUUUUGAGAUUUAAACUUUUGCGCGUGCUGGACAUAGUAGAUUGCAGCUUUGAGAAAGGUUGCCACCUUGAGCAUCUUGGUGAUUUACUUCACUUGAGGUACCUUAGUCUAAGAUUCUACGGUAGUUCCCCUGAGCUCCCCAUACAACUAGGGAAUCUAAAGUUACUGCAAACACUCAAUGUGGGCGGAACGUUGCCAGCUUGCAUUGUGCAACUAAAAGAUCUGGUCCGGCUAUGUGCUCAAGAAAAGGUACCGGAUGGCAUUGGGAAGCUGGUUUCCCUGGAGGAGCUAAUAAUAUUAAAUGGUUGCAGUGAUAAGCCCAAGAGAUUUUUCAAGGAGCUUGCCAGCCUUCGAGAACUGAGGGUGCUUGCAUUUGCCACUUAUGAUGGGGCGGACGAGAGCAUGCAGAGAGAUUUCGUGGAGUCUCUAAGCAAUCUGCAAAAGCUCCAGUAUAUACAAGUGCACGGUUCACCUUGGCACGCGGAUACAGCCAUGUGGGAAGCAGCAGGCUUUGUGCUCCCACGACCUCUCCAUUAUUUGGGAUGGCAGUUAAUUAGAUUGUCCAAAUUGCCGUCAUGCAUUAAUCCCACACGUCUUCCCAACCUGGCCUACUUGGCACUGUUUGUGAUUACUAUGGAUGAGCAGGAUCUGAAACUCCUUGCUAGGUUACCGGCGCUCUGUUAUCUCAACCUGACAACAAAGUCCACGGUAACAGCAAGCAAUAUUAACUCCAGUGAUCGCUGCCUCUUCCAGAAGUUGACGCACUUUGCGACCAAUGCAAUGGUCCAGUUUGAGCAGCCCGACGAGGAGGACACUAGCGUUUCAUUGCAUAUGUGGAAUGGAGAGGAUGCUAUGCCCCUUGCCUCUAGAAAAAGCAAUGACUCCAGAAAAGUUGUACCCUCUGGCGUGAUGCCAAAUCUUGAAGUGCUUAAGUUUAAUGUCCCUUUGCAGGCCCUAAAAGGUAACUACAGUGACUACUGUGGCAAUAUUGACUUGGAGUACCUGCCUUCCUUCAGGAACUCACAGGGCGGAUCAUCUGUGAAGACGUGCCUGCUACAGAGAGGGAUGCUGCGUUGGCUGUACUGA